UGUCCCGAUGAGGUGCGCGGGCCAAUAUGGAUUUGCGCCAGGUCAUUUGUUCGAUUAUUGUGGCAUGUCUGAGAAUUUCCCGAGGUCAGAUGUUGGGAUGCCAUCAGGGCCAGUGGCAGUGUGAUGAUGGAAAAUGUAUUCCUGUUGUCUGGAGAUGUGAUGGAGAUGGAGACUGUCUGGAUGGAUCUGAUGAAAUGGAUUGCAAUGCACUCCCAGGCUCUCCUGAAUGCCCGCCGGGUCAGUUUCCCUGUGUGGACUCUGUCGGCUGUUUUGACGCGUCUGCUCGCUGUGACGGGCGAAACCAGUGUCCCACAGGCUUUGAUGAGGAGAACUGUACAGCUACUAAGGGUUGUUUGGAGUCUGACUGGACCUGUAGAAACCACAUCUGCAUCCCCAAAGAGCUGCGCUGCAACGGACUGAAUGACUGCCUGGAUAACUCUGACGAAGAGGGCUGUGGUCAGUGUGGUAAAGGCGGCAUGCGCUGUCCUGAGGGUACGUGUCUGUCUGCUGAAGAGAGGUGUGAUGGGCAGUUUCACUGCUCAGAUGGCAGCGAUGAGCCCAUAACAUGCGGUCGUAUUUGCUCUGUGAAAAACGGUGGCUGUAGCCAUGUGUGUGUUGAUGAAGCUUGGGGAGCUCUGUGUGCCUGUCCUGUUGGAUAUAAGCUCUCCUCCAAUGGAGCAGUCUGCAAAGACUUGGAUGAAUGUGCUCCACCCUUUGCUCCCUGUAUGCAUCACUGCAUUAACACAGUCGGAUCCUACUAUUGCCACUGCAGAAAAGGCUUCAAACUGAAUGGAAGCUCUACAUGUCUGGCUGCAGGUAAUGCCACCAAAUUACUAAUGGUACAGAGGAACUCUAUCGGGCUGUUAAAUGUGAAGUCUCAGCAGUUUGAAGUGAUCCAGACUCCAGUGUCUGACCCAGUGGCCUUGACUUUUGACGUUGCUCAUGGCUGGUACUACUGGGCUGACAACCAGGGCAGCAUUUACAAAAGUGAUGGACAGCACAGCUGGACAAUCUUUUCUGGGGAUACUGGAAUAAAGGGUCUGGCUUGUGAUUGGCUAAAUGGAAACCUGUUCUGGACAAAUCAGAAGACGGAGUCAAUCUACAUGCAGGCAGCUGAUGGGAAAAGUUACACUACUCUGCUGAGCAAAAACAUCAACCCAUCGGAGUUGGUGCUUGUACCUAUGGAGAGCUUGAUGUUCUGGAUCAACGCCGGCCACGGUGAGAAGGUGACGAUAGAGAAGUCAUGGAUGGAUGGGUCAGAAAGAAGCACUCUGACUGCACUCACUGCUCAGUCCGCCCACAGCCUCACUGCUGACGUGGCUGCCAGGAGGCUGUACUGGAUCAGCAACUUCAAGAAGACUAUAGAGACUGUGAAGGUGGAUGGGACUGGCCGUUACUCCUACACAGGACUGUUCAACAAGAGACCGGCUCUCGGCCUGGCUGUGUUUGAAAGUUCGUUCUACUGGGUGGAUGACAAAGGACUGUGGCAGCUUCCACAAAACCAACCAAACCAGAAGAAAUUUAUCUGGAAAGCCGCGUUGCCAAUAUUAUCUGUUUACCAUGAGCUACAGCAGCCUCAAGGUUCUUCUGCGUGUGUAACAGCUUCAUGUCACCUCUGCCUGCUAACUAAAGGCAACCCUGUGGGAUUCACCUGUGCUUGUCCAAACUCCAAAGUACUGUUGCCUGAUGGGAUGUGUGAAUAUCCAAGGUUUAUAUAUGCUACCAUUACCAACAUCAACCUGUUGGAGUUUAGAGACAGAGAGUCCACCAAAGUCCAGCUGUUUAGCACUGACGAUGGAAUCCUGUCAUUUGAUCUAGACUGGUACAGAGACUGGCUAUACUGGGCUAACCAAACUGGCCAUAUCCAACGCACCAGUCUAACCCAGGCCUUGACUGAGGUGGUCCCAACACCUUUGCCAGCUUGUCUGAUAAAAGUAGACCAGAGUGGAGGGAACCUUUAUUGGGUGUCAUGUGACCAAAACCGCAUCGGCACCAUCACAGCCUCCAGUCAAUACCCACAGCAGCUGUACCAAACAACAAAUAAGAUUCAAGACCUGUAUCUGGACUGGCUGAGGGGUAGCAUCCUGUGGCUGGAGGGAGAACGCAUCCUCACCAUGGGCAUGAUGGGAGGCAAAAGCAAAGAGCUGCUGCACCUUGCAGCAGGAGUCGGGGGGAACAUCACCUUCGACCUCAGGGCUAAUAGCCUUCUCUGGAACUCAAAAGGGGCAGGUUUGUCAACAAUGAGUUUGCUGCAUGGGAGAAGCCACCAAGCUGGUCGAAGAUGGAACAUUUCGGGCUCAAUCAUCGCUGCCUUUGAGCCCUUCCUGUUGUCCCUUUCUGAUGAUGUCAUCACUCUGUGGGACAGGCGUGAUGGGAGCUCCAUUCAGGAUGUAGCUGUAAAAGAUCAUGUGUUCAGUGUGAUCGCAGCACUCGGUGACAUCCGUACAGUGCCCAGUACUCUAGUCUGCAAUGAACCGUCCCUGCUGUGCCGACACACAUCCAUCUGCCUCUCACAAGCCCAGCUGUGUGAUGGGAAAAAGGACUGCCCUGAUGGAGAUGAUGAGGAUUUUUGUGUUACCAUGUGUCCAUCUAAAGAGGAUUUCAAGUGCAAGGACCGUAGGAAUUGUGUGUCCAGGAAUCUCGUUUGUGAUGGCCGUUCUCAUUGUCGUGAUGGCUCAGAUGAGGCCGACUGUCCGACCGUAGCUUCUCCUGCAGCUCGCGCAAACGUCUUGAAGUGCCGCAUGGGCUCCAAGCCAUGUAAUGACGGCACAGAGUGUGUUUUAUACAGCCACCUGUGCGAUGGGGACAAGGACUGUAGGGAUGGAUCUGAUGAACAGGGAUGUGAUGCCACAGAACAGACCACCACUCCAACAAAACCAAAUAUUGAUGCAUCAAUCAAAAUGCUACCUGCUCCAACUGUUCCGGCCUGCAGCAGCCCCUCUGUGCUCUGUCCCCGUUCUUCUGCUCACCUCUGCAUUUCUCCGAGCCAGUUUUGCAACGGGCGUAAUGACUGUCCCGAUGGCUUUGAUGAGCAGAAUUGUGUGAAAAUGGAUGAAUGGAUCUGUCCCUUGAAAAGUGACUUCCGCUGCAAGGACCAACGGAGCUGCGUCUCCAGCAGUCUGCUUUGUGACGGCCGCUCUCACUGCCUCGAUGGCUCAGAUGAGGUCGGCUGUCUGAGCGCAACUCCCCCGCAGCUCAGGGAAACGUCUUGAAGUGCCGCAUGGGCUCCAG
Molecule: messenger RNA, 3231 nt
Organism: Micropterus salmoides (largemouth bass)
Lineage: Eukaryota; Metazoa; Chordata; Actinopteri; Centrarchiformes; Centrarchidae
Product: very low-density lipoprotein receptor-like
Exons: 18
Coding region: 27-3212 (1061 amino acids)
Molecular function (GO): calcium ion binding; protein binding
Source: RefSeq, a predicted model, not a curated record